This is a messenger RNA of Orussus abietinus, 5889 nucleotides long. It is a transcript of the gene Dora, whose product is annotated as zinc finger SWIM domain-containing protein 8. The transcript has 20 exons. Gene Ontology annotation, molecular function: zinc ion binding. NCBI's taxonomy places the organism in Eukaryota, Metazoa, Arthropoda, Insecta, Hymenoptera, Orussidae. The record is from RefSeq and is a predicted model, not a curated record. Gene Ontology annotation, cellular component: Cul2-RING ubiquitin ligase complex. Bases 123 to 4874 code for a protein of 1583 amino acids.
UUCCGAUCCAGGAGCGUCAAGGAUCCCCUUCAGAUCGGUGAGCACUUCUUCGGCAUCGAGCCAGACUUCGAACCCCUAGUCUGAAAUGUUUUCACCUGAGUGCCAGCGUCAACGCGCUGCUGAUGCCCACUUCCAACGGUGUGAAGGCGCAGUUCAACGUGGCCGUCACUUUUGACAGAAGGAGGAUCACAUCUUGCAACUGCACUUGCUCCUCCACCGCGUAUUGGUGCUCGCACGUCGUCGCGGUUUGCUUGCACAGGAUACACAUGCCAACACAAGUAUGCCUGAGAGCACCCGUGAGCGAAUCCCUGUCGCGGCUGCACCGAGAACAACUGCAGAAAUUCGCUCAGUAUCUGAUCAGCGAGUUGCCCCAACAGAUUCUGCCCACAGCCCAGCGGCUCUUGGACGAGCUCCUUUCGGCUCAGCCAAGUGCCAUCAACAGCUACUGCGGAGCUCCGGACCCUACGGCAGGUGCCUCUGCUCACGACCAAACAUCCUGGUACUUGGACGAGAAGACUCUGCACGGCAACAUCAAGAAGAUCCUCAUCAAGUUCUGCGUCCCAGCGCCGAUGGUCUUCAGCGACGUGAACUGUCUGAGCACGACGGCGCCUCCAGCUGCAGCGGAAUGGUCCUCUUUGCUGAGGCCUCUGAGGGGUCGAGAGCCGGAGGGGAUGUGGAACCUGCUGUCCAUCGUGCGAGAGAUGUUCAAGAGGACCGACAGAAACGCCAUCCCUCUGCUGGAGAUCAUCACCGAGGAGUGCAUGGCCUGCGAGCAGAUCUUGAUCUGGUGGUUCAACACGAAGGUCGCUCUGUUGAACGGUACCGGUCACGGUGGCGGCAAACACGGGAACAUGAACAGCAAUGCCCACGCAUCGCAACACGCUUGUUCGUCCCUUUGCGACGAGAUCGUCGUUUUGUGGAGGUUGGCAGCCCUGAAUCCCGGGUUGUCUCCAUCGGAGAGAGAGAUGCUCCACGGACAGUUCACCGCCUGGCAUAUGAAGAUAACCGACAAGGUAUCCAAGAGUCGCGGCAGCUCGGUGUCCCACAACUCGCACAAUCGCAACAACGGUAGCAGCCAGAAUUCCCUGAAAACGGAUCUGGAGGUGUUCACCGGGUUCAAGCCAGCCCUCGAGGCUUGUUACCUCGAUUGGGAGGAGUACACGUUACCUGGGAUCACCUACACCGCGAGCAGCAAUCCCAUGUACUACUGUCCAUUCACGUGCUUCAGGCACGCAGGGGAUGCCAGGACGGAGGUCAAUCAGGUGAACUCGAGCCCGGCGGUGUUAAAUUGCCAGCCACCGACGUCCCAUCACCACGGAAGACGUCCGCUAAGUCUGGGAUUAGCCGAAUUUAGUUACAUGGAUCGGCGGAGGCUGAACCGCCGAGAAUUCCCAGGACUCUGCGCGAGGAGCGGAGGUGACGGGAAUCGCAGCAGCAUCAGCUCCGAGGGAUUCUGCGAGAACGACGUCGACAUGCCGGACAUCCCGGAGCCUCAGAUGCUGUUGGUCAGACGAGUGUGCGGUCAGCUGAGCAACUGCGGUGACACCGACUCUCAGGAGGGCGGUGGGAGCGAGUCGUCGUCCCACAGCAAUGGCAGCUUGAAGAACGUUCAAGCAGCGGAGAAGCAUCGAUCCAACGCCUCGUCCGAGUCUCACAGCGAUAGUAGCGAAAGUAGCAAUAACAAGGCUGUCGAGUCCAAGAGAAGGGCGAGCAUGGUGGAGUAUCGCGACCCUGGGGUCAGCACUUCGCGAUCGGUACUGACCAAGACCAGCGCCAAGAGCAAGAACGAGUCCGACCAAGAGAAGGACCCCUCCAGGAGGCUCUCGAAGGACGAGAGCUCGUCCUCCAGCAGCGACAGUCCAUCCGGGGACGAGUACAACGUGUACUACUACGACCCGAAAGCUGCCGUGGGAGCAGAAAACAGCGGAAACAAGGACGCGAAAGGCGAGAGUCUGGGAGCUGCUGCCACUGCAAAUGCUAGCGCCGUUUUAGGAAAUCUCAAAAAGGCCGAAGAUCCUUGGGAUAUCCUGUUCGCGAGGGCCGAAGGACUCUACGCGCACGGACACACCAGAGAGGCCUGCAUCCUUGGGAUCCAACUCGCCGAAGAGCUUCUCGCCAACCCUCCGGAUCUGAUGAUCGAAGUGCCUCCUAUGCCGGCGAAGGGAAAAAGAAAAAAGCAACAAGUGAAUCCGGCCUCUCACCAGCUUACGUGUUUGGCUUCGGCUACUUUAGCUAAAUGCGGAUUUCUCUGCACGGUUCUGGCAGAAAAUCCGGAACAUCAUAAUUUAGCGUUCCGAGUUGGACUUUUCGGUCUCGAGAUGGCGAGACCGCCGGCUAGCACGAAGCCUUUGGAGGUUAAAUUAGCGCAUCAAGAGAGCGAGCUGGUCGGCUUGUUGAAAAGAAUACCUUUGGGUCCUGCGGAAUUGGCGAUGGUGAAGCAUCGAGCAGAGCAAUUAAAGGACGGAGUAUUACGUUCCAGAGGUCAUGCUCUCCUGCCGAUCAUGCUAGCCAGCUUCAUAUUCGAUGCCCUCAAUUCAAUUAGAUCGAAACUGUCCACAGACGUCGACGAGAACCUGGGAUUCGACGCAGCGGUUGCAACAUUGGGAUUGAAGGCUAAUGUUAGUGAAGCGGAUCAUCCUCUUCUUUGCGAGGGAACUCGUCGACAAAGAGGAGAUUUGGCGAUAACUCUUUUAGUACACUAUAAAGAUGAGCCCAUGAAGGUAGCGAGGAUAAUGGAUAAACUCCUAGAUCGGGAUGUUCAUCAACUGAUAAAAUCUCCGAUUCUAAGUAGCUAUUACAGCUCUAAUCCUCCUACCAAGAGUCAGUUGGCUGGCUUGCGACGCGAGGAAGCUUGUUCUUCACCUUUAACGGGCACAGAAGCAGGAAAUGGUGACAAUGUCGUUGGUGUAAGUAGCAGACCUCACAGUAGCACCAGUGCAGAGCUCGAGAAUGGAAUGAAUACGCUUACCAUUCAGCCCCAACCAGCACAACCACCAGUGCCCACGAGAACCAAGGAAACGAGGUACAAGAGCAAACGAAUGUAUCCAUCGAUUCCCAAUCAGCCUUCCGAAGCAGGGGCUCACUUUAUGUGCGAAUUAGCUAAGACGGUGUUGAUAAAAGCUGGGGGCAAUAGCGCCACGUCCUUGUUCACUCAAGCAUCGACUAGCCAAAACCACCUUGGUCCUCACAGGGCACUUCACAUGUGCGCCUUUCAGCUGGGCCUUUAUGCUUUGGGCUUGCAUAACUGCGUUAGCGCGAACUGGCUGAGCAGAACGUAUUCGAGCCACGUCUCUUGGAUAACUGGUCAAGCCAUGGAAAUCGGUGCACCGGCUAUUUGGUUUCUGAUCGAUAGUUGGGAGGGUCACUUAACUCCACCGGAAGCAGCGAGCAUCGCCGAUAAAUCGUCCCGAGGGAGUGAUCACAACAUGGUCAGAGCGGCUGCCGAACUCGCCUUGUCCUGCUUGCCGCAUGCUCAAGCUCUCAAUCCGAACGAAAUCCAGAGGGCGAUCUCACAGUGCAAGGAGCAAAGCGAGCUCAUGCUGGAAAAGGCUUGCAUCACAGUGGAGACCACCGCAAAGGGAGGUGGCGUCUAUCCGGAAGUGCUUUUCCAGGUAGCGAAGUAUUGGUACGAGCUGUACUUAAGGCAUACUCCUGGAGGAGAACAGCAGGAUGAGAUUCCACACGAUCAACUUCAGCUGGAUCCUAAUGGAUCACUUUUGGUAGAACCUGGUCCCCCGGUAGAUAUCACUCCCGGACGGAUGAUACCCGGGCCGGCUCAAACGGUCGUCGUGACCAGCACUCAACCUCCUCCUCAACCUUAUCCAACUCAUCCCGCGAUAACUACUUUGGCACCUUUAGGUGUUGGGAUGCCGUAUGCAGUUGGUCCGUACAGUUUCGUACAUCCUCAUCAUCCAAUCCCAGCCUUCGGAGGUCCCAUGCCGCCUCACAGAGUGUCAUUACCUCCUCCUCCCCCGCACAUGCAGAUGUACCAUGCAGCUUUUCCAGCACAUCCUGGACAUCCGCAGCAUCUGCAACAUCCUCACCAUUCCCCUCCGGUAACGCAGCCUCCUCCGGUUCCGCAGUACUACCCACCUCAACCGACCGUCACCACUGUAAAUGUUCAUCCCCCUCCAGGCACUCACCACAUGUUCACCAUGCAACAACCGAUACCCGUUAACGUGCAAGCAGGCGUUGCAGGACCAAUUCCUGGUCAGAACGGCUUACCAGGUCCUGCGUUGGUUCAGGCACAGCCGAUCAUAUCGACAGUCAGGGCUCAGCCUCAGGUAUUUGUGCACAGGCAAACCCAGUCGUUCAGUCCCCAACAACUUCGAGCUCUCGUAGCCGCUUACAGGGUCGGUAUGUUAGCUUUGGAGACCUUGUCACGUAGGGUGCAUGACGAUAGACCCCAGGCUAAGUACGCGAGGAAUCCGCCCUAUGGAGAAGACAUUAAAUGGUUGUUGAGGGUCUCGAAACGCCUCGGUACACAAUAUCUUCACCAGCUAUGCAUCUGCGCCGUCAAUAGUAUCGUCAGUCCUUUCGUGCUGCACGAUGUAGCGUUAGAAGCUGCGCACUACCUCGCCAGAAGCAAUCCAGCUCUCGUUCUUCAGCAUCUGAGAUCAGCCCUGUUGGCUCCUCUCGUGCACAAGUGCCAGCAAAUGUACAUUCAGUGUAUGCACCAGAAGUUGUAUCAUCUGAUGGCCGACGAUUAUGAGGAUUUUGCCAGCGUAGUAUGUGCAGCGCGGGCGGCCUUCCACAUCACCCCGGAAGGCCACACGCAGUUCAAGGAAUGGCUGCAGUCUAUUAAAAGAUCGCAGUCCUGCAACAAGGAUCUCUGGGCGAAAAUCAACGCGGCGCUUCAGCAGAACGGCAAAUGACACAGAGCGGAGCCAGGCGUGACGUGGCUCACUCCCCAUCCCCAUCUACCCCCGACGACCCUCGUUCUCCAGCAUCAGCACUCCUGUCAUCCGCAUCCGCAUCCACAUCAGCAUCCGCAUCCGCAGAGCGUCGUGUGCGUUCACGAGCUGGCUACCCUUAAUAAGCUCGCCUGGGACAAGAUCUCCAUUCCGUGCGUUGUCGAAGAGCCGCACCGUCCUCAUUCGCGUCGAAUGCUCACCGGGCCUCCGCCAUCGCUGCGCCCGGAAGCCAUUGACAACCCGAACUCUCGGGAACCCAAUCCCAGGGACGAGCAGUUUAGUUGAUCGUGCUAACGUCGUAUCGUUGAAUUCGUAGUUCUCUAGAGGUGGGCUUUUGACGAGCAGCGGAGAGAGACCGGUCCUCCAUCCAUUCGCUUGCUCCUGCACCCGGAAUAGACCAGGUCGAUACAUCCGAGGAAGAUGCGCCGAAAGUGGGUCUGUUGUAGCUCGACGAUUUGUUCCUUUUUUAGGGAUGCCGAAACCGGUAGCGACAGCGCCGAGGUGGAUCACCUCCGUGGAGACGACCCGAUCCCAUCGGUAAGGUCUGGCUCCCGAAUUAACAUCGCGUCAUUAUACGAAAUGGUGCCAUUAGACAUAGCUACUGAUUAAUGCGAGGGACCUAGGGACACGCGGGGAUGAUGGUAUUGGCAAGGAUACGAAAAGUGGGGGAAUAUCGAUGGGGAGAACGUGACUUCGCUCGAAGGGUACUCGUUUUUCUGGGGUUUGUGUCGAUAUAUUGCGCGACAUGAUGCGAUCGGUAACUCCGGGAACCGCGGGAAAACUGGGGAAUUGAGCCAAGAGUAAAAUCUGUUAUUAAGUUAAGUACUAGAUGACGCAAGUAGAUCGCUAUUGCUGGAAUUCCUGGAAUAGUUUGUAGCUGCUAACAGUGUAAGAGGUUGCCGGAAAGUUUUGAGCGGUAAUAAGAACUGUUGACUAUUCCCAUGAUAUUAAAUGCAACUACCGGUAUCCGUAAAAU